AUGACAGCCUCAACCUACGACGACAUCGUCACAACGACCCGCCGUCUCAUCGCCGAAAAAGACGCCAUAGAAGACCGCAUCCGCUCCCUCGAGCAAGUCCUGUCCUCCCAAAACCUAACAAUGACAACCCCCCUAACGGACGCCGACGGCUUCCCGCGCGCCGACAUUGACGUAUAUAAUAUCCGACAUGUGCGCGUGGAGAUCAUUCGGUUGCGGAAUGACCAUCAGGAGAUGAUGGGGAGGAUAGAGAAGGCGCUUGCCGAGGUGCAUGAGGGGGCGAGGAGGGAGGGGAGGAGUGGGGUAGCGGGUGGGGAAGGGGGGAAUGAAGAAGCACUGUCACCGUUUGCCAAGAUCGAUGCAGUAGCCCCCGACAGUCCCGCCAGCGCGGCAGGAUUGGCGCGGAACGAUCUUAUCCUACGAUUUGCAACAAUAACAGCAACAUCCCACACGGAGCCCCUGAAACAACUGCCCAGCGCCGUCGUCGAAAACCAACGCAUCAAAGUCCUCGUCUUGCGUAACGGCGAAAAGCACGACCUCGCCCUCGUACCGCGCAAAUGGGGUGGGAGGGGCCUUUUGGGGUGUCAUCUUGUCCCGCUCUGA
Fimicolochytrium jonesii is the source of this 600-nucleotide messenger RNA. RefSeq lists its product as uncharacterized. The transcript is spliced from 5 exons. Gene Ontology annotation, cellular component: nucleus; cytoplasm. The record is from RefSeq and is a predicted model, not a curated record. NCBI's taxonomy places the organism in Eukaryota, Fungi, Chytridiomycota, Chytridiomycetes, Spizellomycetales, Powellomycetaceae. Gene Ontology annotation, biological process: proteasome regulatory particle assembly. Gene Ontology annotation, molecular function: protein binding. Bases 1 to 600 code for a protein of 199 amino acids.